AUUUUAAAUAUUAAAUGGGUCUAUCCUAUCCUGGUUACAAGAUAAGGGAUAAUCGUUUGUGGUUGUGAAUUGAUAAAAAAUUGAAGGAUGACGAAAGGAGGAGAGACACCAGUACCUCUGCUCACCCCAUACACGCUGGGAAAGUUUCAUCUAUCUCACAGGAUAGUGUUGGCACCGUUAACGCGAACAAGGUCCUACAACUUUGUCCCUCAGCCUCAUGGUGCUGUUUAUUAUUCUCAAAGAGCUACUAAAGAUGCCUUCUUGAUUGGAGAAGCUUCUGGUGUCUCUACCACCGCACAAGGGUACCCACAUACCCCUGGAAUUUGGACAAGGGAACAAGUAGAAGCAUGGAAGCCUAUUGUCAACGGAGUUCAUGAAAAAGGAGCCAUAUUUUUCUGUCAACUUUGGCAUGCCGGAAGAGUAUCCAAAUAUGAGUUCCAGCCUGAAGGUAAACCCCCGAUAUCAUGCACAGACAAGCGCCUUCGAAAAGAUAUCUCCAACGAUCCUGCUGCAGCUGAUAAGUACCCACCUCCUCGCAGACUCAACACCCAUGAAAUUCCAAUAAUUGUCAAUGAUUUUAAAAUUGCCGCAAGGAAUGCAAUGGAAGCAGGUUUUGAUGGAGUAGAGAUCCACGCAGGUAAUGGAUACCUGUUGGAUCAAUUCCUAAAGGACAAAGUGAAUGACAGAGAUGACAAGUAUGGAGGUAACUUAGAGAAUCGUUGUCGCUUCCCACUUGAAGUUGUGAAGGCAGUAGCUGAUGAGAUCGGAGCUGACAGGGUUGGUGUGAGGUUGUCCCCUUUCGCCGAUUAUAAUGAUUGUGAAGACACAGAUCCUCAAGGAUUGGGUAUUUACAUGGCUGAAUCAUUGAAUCAAUUGGGCAUUCUGUACUGUCAUAUGAUUGAGCCAAGGAUGGUCACACAAUUUAACAAAUCUGACACCACCAAAUGGUCAUUGAUGCCUAUUAGGAAGGUCUUCAAAGGGACAUUUAUUGUUGCUGGAGGUUACGAUCGGACUGAAGGAAACCGCGCUAUAGAAUCUGGUGCUGCUGAUUUGGUGGCUUAUGGACGACUCUUUUUGGCAAAUCCAGAUCUCCCUAAAAGAUUUGAGUUGAAUGUGGAUGAAUACAACCACCCUGAUCCAACCACAUUUUAUUCACACGACCCUGUGCUUGGAUAUACUGAUUAUCCAUUUCUACAAAAUACUCCUUGUACUUCUGUUUGAGACAGGCAAACGAGUUUAAUUUAAUAAAGCUACCAAUGCUAAUCUCUUGUUGUUGAGUAUUUGUGCAAGGAACAAGUUUUAACCUAUAUUCUUGAUUAGGUUAGAUUGUUGGAUUAUUUGAGUGUUGUAACUCCGUUUUGGACGCUGACGGAUGCGUUAGAAUGAUAACAUAAAAGACUAUUAUGCUUGUACCAUGUUAUAGUAAAUUAUGAAUGCUAUGAAUUAUAUUAUGAUGUA
Molecule: messenger RNA, 1458 nt
Organism: Lathyrus oleraceus (garden pea)
Lineage: Eukaryota; Viridiplantae; Streptophyta; Magnoliopsida; Fabales; Fabaceae
Product: putative 12-oxophytodienoate reductase 11
Exons: 4
Coding region: 88-1221 (377 amino acids)
Molecular function (GO): FMN binding; oxidoreductase activity
Source: RefSeq, a predicted model, not a curated record